GGGCGGGAGCUCGAAAGCCCUGCGGGAGGAUGCUGAAGGGCCCCUGGGCGCUGCCCGCCGCUCGCAGCGGGCUCCCUUCAAACCUUCCUCCCGCAGCCUAAUUUUAGGAGCCACCUGCUGACCAGUGCUUGAUUUCAGAGCUGAGUUAAUCUCUGACUUCGGAACGCGUCAGCCGAAAACAGCUUGUUUUACGUGGGUCGCGAUGGUUUCCCUCUCAAACGUACAUAUUAUUUGCUUUAAUUAUUCUGUACUAUGGUAUUUCUCCUAAUGAGAGAGGUGCUGGCGAAAACCUGGAAAACACGAUGGCAGCCUUUCACCAUGCGGUUAAUAUAGGAACAGACAUGUUGGAGCUGGAUUGUCACCUGACAAAAGAUGAGCAAGUGGUUGUGUCCCAUGAUGAGAACUUGAAGCGAUCAACAGGAGUUGAUGUCAACAUAUCCGACCUCAAAUACUCUGAACUGCCACCAUAUCUCUGCAAGCUGGAUGUCACCUUUCAGAAAGAAUGUCACUGUGAGGGAAAAGAUAACCGUAUUCCACUCCUGAAAGAGGUGUUUGAGGCAUUUCCACAAACUCCUGUGAACAUUGACAUCAAAGUGAACAACAAUGUGUUGAUCAAAAAGGUUUCUGAGCUGGUGAGUCAGUAUAAGCGAGAGCAUUUGACAGUAUGGGGGAAUGUCAAUUACGAGGUUGUAUCAAAGUGUCUUAAGGAGAACGCUGAUAUUCCCAUCAUCUUCUGUUUGCAACGUGUCCUCCUGCUUCUUGGCCUGUUCUACACUGGUCUGCUGCCAUUCAUUCCUUUCAAGGAAGAAUUCUUGGAAAUUCCCAUGCCUUCAAUCAUCCUCAAGCUGAAAGAACCACAGAAGGUGACAAGAAGCCAGAAAUUUAUUAUCUGGCUAGCUGACACACUGCUGAUGCGGAAAGCGCUUUUUGACCACCUCACUGCUCGAGGCAUUCAGGUGUACAUUUGGGUACUGAAUGAAGAACAAGAAUACAAGAGAGCAUUUGAUCUGGGAGCAACUGGAGUGAUGACAGACUAUCCAACAAAACUUAAGGAGUUUUUACAUAAUUAUCCAGCAUAAACAAAGAAAUCCAAGGAAGUUCUUGCAGAAUAGAUUGUGAGCCAAGGAUUUUCUCCAUUAAAAACAAAAAAAGAGCAGCAUACACAGAUCACUUUGAAAGAUGUAACUGGAUGAUCUGUUACCUUGUCGUCAGGUUGCUACCUAAUGUAAAGGUUGUCUGUUUAUUUUAAAACUUUAAUUACAUAGUUUACAUUUGUAAAUAGCUCAUUUAGCAACAGCACACUUCACAUAUAGUGAUGACUAGGAAGAAAGUUGCUGGAUUGGACACCAGUAGAAAAUAUGCAUUAUUUUACCUGUCACAAGUGUUCCUAAGCAGAUGUCAAGACAUCUCAGUUUUCCCAGUUAUAUUCUAGUGGGCAGAAACUAAGGAAUUUCUGAACGUACUCUCUGUGUAUGCAUUUCUUGUGUUGCUUUUAGUUUUCAGAUAACUUGUAGGGCCAAAAAGAAAAACAACGCACAGGAGAAGCAGAGAGCGGAAUCUGUGGCUAGCCAGAAGUGUAGUCCAUAAAGGUGGUCACGUUUUUACCAAAAUUAACUCAUUUGGUCAGUGUAGAUUUACUCUAUUAUUCUUACUGAUUAAGAAUGUUGAGCUUGAGUUGCAACUGUACAUAGACCCCUUUCUGCUGUGAUGGCAAUUCUGUGACUGACUGGUCAAGGUCCAAGUGUGGUAUUUAAGCCAGGUUCUGGGUUUGACAUUGAGUUCUACUGCAGGGGUCUAGGUUUGCCCAUGGUUUUGACCUGCCUGUCAGGCUUCUGUGGCAUGGCAGUACCUAGCUUUCCAGAAAGGAAGAUUGCACUUCCUGUAGAUUAUACUUACUUUGAAAUAGUCUUUUCACAGAGGAAACCAAUAUUCUAGGAGUCUUCUGCACAUUUAUAGUUCUAACAUCUGUUGUCUUGAUGAUGGGAAGUUGGUUUUAGGGUGAGGGACCAAAGAAGACUAAGUUUGGUCAGGAGUUUCAGGAACAAAUUUAAAUGUUCCUAUUAAAUGAAUUCACCCAAAGCAGAUUUAUAUGCAUACUUAUAAAAGGAGCAAGUGUCAAUCUAGAAUGUGUAGAUUUUAGUCUUUUCUCUCCACGAAAGAACAUUAAUUAAGUUCAUGUGCAUGGACGUGGAAGUAACUUUACUGGCAAAAGCCAGGAAACCCCAAGUGUGGUGGAAUGGGGUUAGAUAGGACGGUAUUUCUGGAAGCCUACAUGCUGUUCUGUCCCUGUGAACAGGUGUUAUAUGUGUGUCAAGCACAUUUGAGCUGGCAAUGCCUGUGUGUUUUGGUGUUGUCAUGUUAGUGGUAGGGGUUUUCAGAAGGAAUUUGAAUACUGUAGCUCAGUUACACAUGAUGGCAUGUAUAAAGCUCAGUCAUUUCAUCAUCAGAUACUGCUGGACAAAACUAUGGGUUAGUGAUAGUAUUUACUUCUUUGAGGAACAUCAUGUGAAAAUUAUUGAUCUUAAUAACACAUGCAGUAGCCAAAUGCAAGAGUGUGUUUCCUGGAGCGUAUACUCACUGUUAUAAAAACUUUUUAAGUAAGUAAUUUCUUAUCCCUUGCUAGCUCAGAUUUGGAAGGGUUCCUGUAUCACUGCAGUGGCUGCUGUGCCAUACUUGUAAUCAUGGAGCACCUUUGCUUGUCAGUAGGCUGGCCGUUAGAACAUGAAGUCUAUUUGGAUGGAUAAUAUUUGUUUCUCCAUUGCAAUUUCUUUCUGAGGAGUAUUUCUGUGUGGAUGAAGUGGAAGAAACUACUGCAUUUAUGAUUUAAGUGAACAUGUGAUGAUGGUAGCAAAUGAGUUAAUGGUGUCCUCCUAAAUAUCUGCCUGGUUAAGAGGGCUGUAGAUUCAACUUCCUCAUAAUUUAAUCAGGCUUGUUGCUCAUUGAAUGGAGGAGAGGAAAAUGUAACUUCCUAACUGUUCAUAGGAAAAAGGGUGAAAUUAUUUAUUAUGCGUUGAGCUUUUUGUUUCCGUUUCAGACCAGUUAUUUCUGGUCAGAUUGUUAACAAUCAGUCUAGUCAUCGUUCUGCCUGCUUUCUCAUAGUCACACACUAGUUAUAGAGUAGGCUCCGUAUGCAGCUCAGUAGGUAAAAAAAAGAAACCCAACUCUCCACCCUUUCUGUCUUAAUUUGGUUUGCUAGCCAGUGUGUAGCUCCAGUUAGUUCUUAUGCAGUGUGGUUUUCUUCAACUCAAUUUUAUUGCUGUUGAAUUUCCAAGACGCACACCUAUAUUAAGAUGCAAAUAUAAUUCUGGGUUUAGAGAAGACUAUGAAAUAGCAAUUACACACUAAAACUAUUUUAAGAUACUGGUCUUGAUUUCUGGACUUGAUCUCUCAAGGGGCAGGUGGUGAUUUAGUUUCUCUCUCAAGUUUCCCUCAUCACUGCAUAAAUAAACUGUUUUGCUUUAUUCAAUAUUGAAUGACAAAACACAGUUACUAAAAUGACUAACCUUUUUUUUUAAUUUCAUUUUAAUGUUUUUCCUCUUUCUCCCUAGCGGUGGUGGUGUAAACUUCUGCCUUCAAAAAUACUCAACACAUUUUCUACCACUGGUCUUCCCACAUCUGAUACAGCUUUUGACUGUGCUGUUUAUACAUGACCUCUCUGUGAUAAGCCUGCUAUUUAAUAUUUGAAAUUUGAAUGAGUCAAGUUAUAUGGGAGGGAAGGGGCUCAGUGCUGGAAAGCUCCUGAAUUUAUUCAGUCACCCAUUUGGGCUAUAGUACAAGAGCUAAAGUUUAAUCUCUUGAGACAGAUCAUGUUGCAUGGAUGAGGCCAUGAAUCCGAGCACCAACGCACAGGGCUUAGGCCACAAUAACUGUUUGUAACAAAAUAACAUGGAAUUGAGGUAACUGUAGAAUGUUUGUUCUGUCAAAUCAUCGUUUUGAAUAUUCCAGAACUUGCUGUGUGAUUUUUUUUUUUUUUUUUUUUUUAAACCACUUGUACAGAAAAGCGUUUGUUCAGAACUUGCACAGCUGUCGAGGAGGAUGUUCAGUUAAUCUCUCUCUCUCCAAGGAGAGAUUCUUUUCAGGUACUUUUAACUCUUAAGUAUUGCUUAACACUUACUGUGUUCUGAACCCUAUUGCAAAAUAUUUUAUGUAUGAAGGAUGAUGCAUGUAUUUCAUGCACUUUUAAUUUGCAGAAAGUCUUGUGGACCUCUAGCUCCAAAUCUAUGAAGUGAUUUUUCUUGUAAAGGAAGAUUGAUGCUUUUGAAUGUGACACAUUAAAACAUCUUUGCUCAUAAAAUAUCUAAAGCUGAA
Messenger RNA from Strigops habroptila (Kakapo), 4308 nucleotides. It is a transcript of the gene GDPD1, whose product is annotated as glycerophosphodiester phosphodiesterase domain containing 1. The transcript is spliced from 10 exons. NCBI's taxonomy places the organism in Eukaryota, Metazoa, Chordata, Aves, Psittaciformes, Psittacidae. The record is from RefSeq and is a predicted model, not a curated record. Gene Ontology annotation, molecular function: phosphoric diester hydrolase activity; phosphatidylcholine lysophospholipase A1 activity. Gene Ontology annotation, biological process: N-acylethanolamine metabolic process; glycerophospholipid catabolic process. The coding region runs from base 303 to 1079 and encodes 258 amino acids. Gene Ontology annotation, cellular component: endoplasmic reticulum membrane.